Messenger RNA from Prunus avium (sweet cherry), 2179 nucleotides. Its product is annotated as disease resistance RPP13-like protein 4. Lineage: Eukaryota; Viridiplantae; Streptophyta; Magnoliopsida; Rosales; Rosaceae. Gene Ontology annotation, biological process: defense response to other organism. The record is from RefSeq and is a predicted model, not a curated record.
UUGUCUAUCUGCCAAAGCCCUUUUCAUUUCUACCAUUGCAAUUUGUUUGCAAUUUGCAAAUGAUAAACAUAAAAAAUUAAAAUGUCAAGCUCAGCAAGAGAUCCAGAGAAAUUCAUGCCCAUGUUGCUGGCUCGUCUGAGAAAAGCCAGGGACAUCGCCAACACAGACGACGAAGGGGUUCUAAACAGUUUCAAAAACAUGGAGCAGGAGCUCGAAAGCAUGAAAGAUUUGGUACCCAGAGUGAAGCACUGGGAGAAAACUCUGUUCAACCAACUCAACGCCUUAGAACGCCGGCUUGACAAGAUCAUAAUAGGAACUGAGACCAGCGCCGAGGCCAUCGCAGGAGCGCUCGACGGCAUGGCCGGAUAUGUGGAGCAAAUCAAAGUCUCAAUCCCCCAAGUAAGAAAGUUGAUGCCUUGCCCUGAACAGAGCCCAGAGCCAUGGACGCGCAGGUCCGAGCCCAAGUGGCUUCCGGCGCAGAGAAUGUCACGGCACUGGUCACAGCUGCGACUGGAGGACCGCAUUCACAAAAGCGCUGCCAUGCUUGAUAUAAAUUUGAGCUAUGAACGUCUUGAGAGCAAUGAACUGAAGAUGUGCUUGCUCUCCUUCUCAAUCUUCCCUGAAGAUUCUGUGAUAAAGAAGAGGCCUUUGAUUUACUGGUGGAUUGGGGAAGGCUUCAUCAGAAGCACUCAAGACCAAACAGCAGAAAAGGUAGGUGAAGAAGUGUUUGAAAACUUGUUGACGCGGGGCUUAAUUCAAUCACAUUGUAGAUUACUGAAUGCACCCACAUCUGCAGUUGUGAAUAGCUGUACCAUGCACCCUUGGGUUCGUCACGUGGUGAUCUCCUUAGCCGAGAGCGCUGAACUCUUCGACUUUGAACCGCGAUGGCCGAGGAUGCCAUCUUAUAAAACCUCGAAUUGUAGGCGGGCAUGUUUAGUUUUUGAUAACCCAAUUUCUCAGGCUGAGAAUGCCCCCAACCUAUUGACAUUGUUCAAUUUAAACGAUCAUUAUCUGAGCUUAAAGCCCGAAUGGCUUGCUAAGUUAAAGAAGGUUGAGGUUCUUCAGCUGGGGCGGUGGCAGAGCUCCCCUACGCAUCACAUUGAAGUGGAUGAUGAGGGGUUCUUGAAGGGUUUGGGGCCUCAGAAUAUGUUCUUGAAGUAUCUUAGCCUCCGAGGAAUAUCAACCAUUACGCAACUCCCUUCUUGCAUCUUUAAACUUGUCAGCCUUGAAAUUCUUGAUCUGAGAGCAUGUCACAACUUAGAGACCUUGCCUUCAGAUAUCUCAUCAUUGAGGAAGCUCACGCAUUUGGAUGUCUCAGAAUGUUACUUGCUAGAAGGCAUGCCAAAAGGGAUUGAAAAACUUUGUUCCCUCCAAGUUCUCAAAGGUUUUCUCGUGGGAAAUCGGAAAACUACUCCCUGCAAACUUCCUGAUCUUGCCAAGUUGAAGAAACUCAAGCGCCUCAGCAUAUACAUAGGAAGUGAGGCCACAGUCGAAGACAGGGACUUCAAAUCUUUGAAGCACAUUUCGUCCCUUUGCCACCUCAAAAUAUCAUGGGCAGUGGUUUCUCCAAAGUUAAAAGAAAAAAUUGCCUUGCAGUCCAGGGACUUUUCAUUGCCACACUCUCUGGAAAAAUUGGAUCUUCAAGCCUUCCCUUUGCCAUUUCUACCGGACUGGUUGAAGCCUAGCCGACUGCAAAAAUUGAAGAAGCUCUAUAUAAGGGGUGGGGAACUUGAUAACUUGGAUCAGUGUGAAAAGGGCAUGUGGACAGUGGAAAUCUUGCGCCUCAAGUACUUGAGGAACAUGAAAAUAAGAUGGCCAGAGUUGAAGGAAUUGUUUCCUCAUCUGCGGUACUUGGAGAAGAUCAACUGUAAUGAGAUUGAAAAGGACAUUGUUUGGUGCAAAGCUCAAGGUUAAAUAUCAAGCAAGUUAAUGCUACAAUAAAGUUAGUCAAAGAAUCAAUCUCUGGAGUAAGUAGUUGAAUGCUGUUCUACUUUACUCGGGGUUUGAAUUUGAUAAUUAUAUGUGAAGCUUGUUGGUUCUCCAGUGCAGGGGAUUAGUUUCUCAGUCGAUGUUUUGAGUUGUGAAUUAUUUGGCUCCAACUUUCCACUCAUCCUCUGUAUCUUGUUCUUGGCUGCAACAUGUUAUAAAUAAGUGCCCUCCUGUUGAGUGCACACAUCAA